This is a messenger RNA of Opisthorchis viverrini, 792 nucleotides long. RefSeq lists its product as hypothetical. Bases 1 to 792 code for a protein of 263 amino acids. The transcript has 6 exons. Lineage: Eukaryota; Metazoa; Platyhelminthes; Trematoda; Opisthorchiida; Opisthorchiidae. The record is from RefSeq and is a predicted model, not a curated record.
AUGAUGGGCAAAGCAGGAAGCCAAGUGACUGAUACAGAGUUGCACUACCGUUCAGCGAGACGAAAGCAAUCCACCAGUGUUCGUUGCCUGAUAACAAGUGUUGCAAAUAAAUUACGGCUGCAUGAAACCGAAGCAUCAGUGUUGCCGAAGAUGAUUAUUCCUGCUACCGUGGACCAUUCGGCAAAGCUUUCCUUGAAGAUAAGACAGAUUCGUUCAGCUGUAACACACUUUCGACGCCUGGCUGCCACGCCACCUGAAAGUAGCACGAAUGCUUGGAUACCGCCAGAUCGUCCAGGCCGAAACAGAGAGGUAGAGGUCGGUUUCGAACCACGGACCUUUCGGCCAGGCCCUUUGACCAAACAAAACACCUUGUUUCAAUGCCAAGGCACUUCCUCCGUUUCACCCCCUGCUGUCACGGAUUCACGGAUUGAUACACAGGAUCGAGGCUUUUGCCCAAGUUUCCCGGGUCGGUUUUGUUCUUAUCGGUCAGUGGCUGUCGUUCACCUGAAAGGCACAAGUGAAAAAAGGAAGGAGCGUGUACAACCGCCGGAGGAAGGUCAUUCCACGCAGCUACUACCCGAAAUGAAAAAAUUUGAGGCCGGCAACUAUUCUCGUGGCGGCCCGCUGGACACGCUCAAUGAGGGUAACGUCUUUCACAACUUGGUUGGCGUACUCCAGGAGCGGUCUGACGUAGGCCCCAUAGAGUAUUUGGAAGUCCAUGCGAGUAAUACGGGAGAAGAGUACACACGAGUAAUUGUUGAAUUUUAUUACUCUAACAAAACAUUUGAGUGA